GAAAUUUUGUACUUACAAUAGGAUAAGCCGAUAAGGUUUAGUUUAUUUAGCUUCAGAUACCGUAGUUUAAAUUGUAUACAGCGAAUUUAAGUUUUUAAUACAAAACAUGUUUUUGCUCGAUUUCGUUUGUUUUAUAAGCUGAGGGCCUACCGCGAACCACGUUGACUCCCUGUCACACUUACGUACGAAUUCACAAGUGUGACAGAGAGGCAACACGUCGAACGUGGUUCGCGGUAAGCCCUCUGGAGUCAUGUCACUGUAUAUGCAGUUUCAUUAAAAUCUAACACAUAGUUUUAAAAUGAGAAUGAUACUCUGUACCAUACAGGAAGAUAUAUUUCCCAGAGCUUUUAGAUCACAAAAUGGAUAUUUCACACGUUUAUAUUCGGAGAAAAUUGAACCACCAACAUUGACUGCUGAUUAUAAUUACGUGAAGAAAGCUACAAGGAACUCCUCUGUUUUGAUUGUUGAUGUCAGAGAGCCUGAUGAAGUUAAGGAACAUGGGAAAAUACCAAAUAGCAUUAAUAUACCUUUGGGUACAGUUCCACAAGUGCUUGGUGAAAUGUCAGACAAACAGUUCCAGAAGACUUUCAAUAGACAGAAGCCAUCUGCAAACACUGAGAUAAUAUUUUAUUGCAUGAUUGGAAAGAGGUCUGGCAAGGCUCAGCAGGAAGCUAUCAGUGCAGGGUAUAAAAAUACAAGGAAUUAUUUAGGCAGUUGGAAUGACUGGGCCAGCAAUCAACAAGCAGGAUAGACAGCUUGACAACCCAUCCUGCAAUCAAAAUAAUUUAUGAGUCUUGUUUUGUUGACAAAGUCAAUCACGUACCUAAUGUGUUGUUUUAGAACUGUUCUAAUAAAUUGUUGGUAUAAUUUUA
Messenger RNA from Cydia pomonella (codling moth), 872 nucleotides. RefSeq lists its product as uncharacterized. The transcript is spliced from 4 exons. Gene Ontology annotation, cellular component: mitochondrion. Gene Ontology annotation, molecular function: thiosulfate-cyanide sulfurtransferase activity. NCBI's taxonomy places the organism in Eukaryota, Metazoa, Arthropoda, Insecta, Lepidoptera, Tortricidae. The record is from RefSeq and is a predicted model, not a curated record. Bases 299 to 751 code for a protein of 150 amino acids.